GGCCACGCCUCCCCCUGCCGGCGAGGAGGGGCGGGGCAUCGAGAUGUGGCGCUGUGCGGCGGUGCGGGUGCUGCGGGGCGGCGUGGCCGGGACCCCCCGGUCCGCAUCGGGAGCGGCUUCGGCUCAGCUCCGCCGGCUGCUGGAGAACGAGCUGGAGGACAUCCGAGGCGCCGGCACUUGGAAGAGCGAGAGGGUCAUCGCUUCCCGACAAGGCCCCCACCUCCGCUUGGCGGGCGGAGGAGCCGGGAUCCUCAACUUCUGUGCCAAUAACUACCUGGGGCUCUCCAGCCACCCCGAGGUGAUCCGCGCUGCAGUGGAGGCCCUGGAGAAGUUCGGCGCUGGGCUCAGCUCUGUCCGCUUCAUCUGUGGGACGCAGAGCAUACACAAGGACCUGGAGGAGAAGCUUGCACGUUUCCACCAGCGGGAAGAUGCCAUUCUCUAUCCCAGCUGCUUUGAUGCCAACGCUGGCAUCUUUGAGGCCCUGCUGACCCCAGAGGAUGCAGUGCUGUCAGAUGAGCUGAACCAUGCCUCCAUCAUUGACGGGAUCCGCCUGUGCAAGGCUAACAAGUACCGCUACAAGCACAUGGACAUGCAGGACCUGGAGGCCAAGCUGCAGGAUGCACAGAAACAUCGUCUGCGGCUGGUGGCCACUGAUGGUGCUUUCUCCAUGGAUGGUGACAUUGCACCCCUGAGGGAGAUCUGCCAGCUGGCCCAGAAGUAUGAUGCCCUGGUCUUCAUUGACGAAUGCCAUGCCACAGGCUUCCUGGGACCCAAUGGCCGGGGUACCGAUGAGCUCCUGGGAGUGAUGGACAAAGUCACCAUCAUCAAUUCCACCCUGGGAAAAGCUCUUGGAGGAGCUGCAGGCGGGUACACGACUGGCCCCAAACCCCUCAUUGAUUUGCUCCGACAACGUUCCCGCCCAUACCUCUUCUCCAACAGCCUGCCCCCAGCCGUGGUGGGCUGUGCAUCCAAGGCCCUGGACCUGCUCAUGGAGAGCAAUGCCAUUGCACAGUCCAUGGCUGCCAAGACGCAACGGUUCAGAAGUAAGAUGACGGCAGCUGGCUUCACCAUCUCAGGGAAAGACCACCCCAUCUGUCCUGUCAUGCUUGGGGACGCUCGGCUGGCCGCAGUGAUGGCUGAGGACAUGCUGAACAGAGGCAUUUAUGUCAUUGGCUUCAGCUACCCUGUGGUCCCCAAGGGAAAGGCCCGUAUCCGGGUCCAGAUCUCGGCUGUACACAGCGAUGAGGAUAUCGACCGCUGUGUGGAAGCCUUCACCGAGGUGGGACGGAAACACGGAGCGAUACCUUGAGGGGCCAGCGAACACCCGCUGCAACGCUGUCCUUGCCCAUGACCAAGUGCCUGUGCCAGGGGAAAAGGCUUGAGGAGCAUGCUGCCAGAAGCAGGACCAAUCCUCAGGGCAUCACAGUGUGCGGGAAGCUGUGGCUGUU
Messenger RNA from Neopsephotus bourkii (Bourke's parrot), 1448 nucleotides. RefSeq names its product glycine C-acetyltransferase (gene GCAT). The record is from RefSeq and is a predicted model, not a curated record. Gene Ontology annotation, biological process: biosynthetic process; L-threonine catabolic process. The transcript has 9 exons. Lineage: Eukaryota; Metazoa; Chordata; Aves; Psittaciformes; Psittacidae. Bases 44 to 1309 code for a protein of 421 amino acids. Gene Ontology annotation, molecular function: pyridoxal phosphate binding; glycine C-acetyltransferase activity.